Molecule: messenger RNA, 858 nt
Organism: Penicillium bovifimosum
Lineage: Eukaryota; Fungi; Ascomycota; Eurotiomycetes; Eurotiales; Aspergillaceae
Exons: 3
Coding region: 1-858 (285 amino acids)
Source: RefSeq, a predicted model, not a curated record
AUGGCAGCCUACACGAGCACUUUCCGAUCUCCCUUCACUGUCCCUUACAUAGAAGGGCCCUGUAAGCCCGUACAGCAUCCAACAUUUAACGCGACCGUGAAUGAUGAUGUUUUGUUGACCGAAUCUCAACUUGACGAACUGUUCGGCGAGGGAUUUGUGCAAGCGGGCAGGCAGCCGAUAGCCCCUGACUCCAAUGCACCCGACACACCACCCUUCGAUCCGAGUAUUGUCGAUCAUUUAUUCUCGGGAGAUGACAAUUUCCAAUCCUUCCAAUUCGGCCAAUCUGGUGAAAUCGACCAAUUUGAUGCAAUAAACGGUGCGGUCGGUCUUGACGAUUCGAUUAUGGCCUCACUACUUGCAGAGAACCUGCAAACCUCUCAUUUGCAAACACCUCCACCGUCGCCUCCUCUCUCUACUCACCCAUCGGGAUCCAUCAUCUCUUCGUCUGUACACACUCAAAAUGUACAAAGCAGCAUCGGAGCUCAACAGCCUGCUGCGCUACUGCCUCAGUUAACUCCGACGUUCGUCCACUGUUUCCCUCCGGAACCCAUUCGAAACAAUGGCCCUUCUCACCCUUCCAGAAAGCCGGAAGACCUUACCUUCGUUUUCUACGAUCCAAAAGACCCCAACAAGCACGAACCCUGCGAAAAGAUACUCCGUAGCCCGGACGAACUGAGCCAACAGCGGGUGGAUGCAGCUGCACUCAGGGAAGUCGGUGGCGCAUUCAAAGAAUCGACCGUGCUACCGGAAGUCGACCAAUUUGGAGCUUAUGGGGUUGUGUUGAUCCACAACGGAUGUCUUUGUGUCUUUGCGUCUCUGUGUCUUCGCGUCUCUGUGUUGUCCAUAUUUGCAGACUGA